Messenger RNA from Rhodamnia argentea, 1513 nucleotides. RefSeq names its product protein ABIL1. NCBI's taxonomy places the organism in Eukaryota, Viridiplantae, Streptophyta, Magnoliopsida, Myrtales, Myrtaceae. The transcript is spliced from 9 exons. Bases 335 to 1294 code for a protein of 319 amino acids. The record is from RefSeq and is a predicted model, not a curated record.
UGGGAGGUCUGUGCACUGUGCAAAUGCCAACUACCGCGAACGCACACGACUAAAUAUAAAACAGCUCUCUCUCUCUCUCUCUCUUCUUUCCCUCUCUUAAAUACUCUUUCGCUGUGUCAUCUUCCCUUGGCAUUGACUCCAAAUCGCACUCCCUCGUCUUGCUUCUCUCCCACUCCAUCUCUCUCUCUCUCUCUACUGUGGGAAUUUUGUUUGGUUCUUGUUGGUGUAGCUAUCUCACCAAGACCUCACUCUCCGGAAUCUCGCAAGUUUCUUCAAUCCGCUCUCGGCGUUGUCGGGAUCCUUGGUGUAUUGCUAGGGUUUGCGACGGUCCCCGAUGCGUUUGCCCUCGAGUUUGAGCUCGCUGGGCAUGGAAAUGGGGAUGGAAAUGGAGCGGCCGAGGUCGGAGAAUCCGGCCAUGACUUUCGAUGAGGUCUCCAUGGAGCGGAGCAAGAGCUUCGUCAAAGCCUUGCAGGAGUUGAAGAAUUUGAGGCCUCAGCUUUAUUCAGCUGCAGAGUACUGCGAGAAGUCUUAUCUCAAUAGUGAGCAAAAACAAAUGGUACUGGACAACCUGAAAGAUUAUGCUGUGCGAGCCCUGGUCAAUGCUGUCGAUCACCUUGGAACAGUGGCUUAUAAAUUAACUGACCUUAUUGAGCAGCAAUCUUUGGAUAUCACAGUCAUGGAGCUAAAGGUCACUAGUUUUAAUCAGCAACUUCUUACAUGCCAAACAUACGCGGAUAAGGAAGGCCUCCGGCAGCAGCAGUUGUUGGCAAUUAUUCCCCGACAUCACAAGCACUACAUGUUACCAAAUUCUGUCAAUAAGAAAGUGCAUUUUAGUCCCCAAAUUCAGAAAGAUGUCAGGCAAAAUCAUUUUCAAGCUAGAUCUCGUCUUCAGCCUUCAGGUACACCUGCUGCAAAAACACUUUCUUGGCAUUUAGCGUCAGAAACAAAGUCCACAUUGAAAGGAUCUCAAAAUGCUUCAGCAAGCACUGAAGAUUCUGCAAAAAAGCCCCAAGUCUUUCAUCUGCUAGAUGAUGGCGAGAAUUCUCUGACAAGAUCCUCGGCGGGUCAUCCACAAGUUCUAACAGGAGGUUCUACAUAUGGUGCAGUCCUGCCAUCAACUGGUGCUGCACGCAUGGAUUCUUGGGAGGGGGCCAAACCAUUGUCAAGAUUCAGGUCGUUUGAUACUCCAAAUCGGCGGGAGAUUGUUCGUACCCCUGCUCGCAGCAAAAGCAUGCUAUCAGCUUUCUUUGUCAAACCAAAGACGCCUAAGAUGAAGGCUAGUGCUGUCUCAUGAAUCCCAAAUAACAUAGACGCUAGCCGUCACCAUUGACGUCUUGUGGUCUAAUCCUUGUAAAUUGCAUUCUACUUUCUUCUUUCUGUGCAAUUAUCCUCUGGAAUUGGAUCGGUCUUUAGAUGACAUGUACCUCUCUAGGAUCUUGAUCCAAGCACUUUACGGUAAGCUUGUGAAUAACGGGCGAUGUUCGGCUUGAAUGUACGGUCUUCAUUCUCUUCA